This is a messenger RNA of Ochlerotatus camptorhynchus, 1667 nucleotides long. It is a transcript of the gene Gr21a, whose product is annotated as Gustatory receptor 21a. Lineage: Eukaryota; Metazoa; Arthropoda; Insecta; Diptera; Culicidae. Gene Ontology annotation, biological process: chemosensory behavior; male courtship behavior; sensory perception of taste. Gene Ontology annotation, cellular component: membrane; axon; neuronal cell body. The transcript has 7 exons. The record is from RefSeq and is a predicted model, not a curated record. The coding region runs from base 1 to 1383 and encodes 460 amino acids. Gene Ontology annotation, molecular function: olfactory receptor activity.
AUGAUUCACACCCAGAUGGAAGAUUCGCAGUACCAGAUACGGCAGCAGAUUUUGAAUCCGAACCAACGCCAACAACUGGAAGAUAAUCGCCGCAUCAAAGAGCAGAUGCAGCAGUUGCAAAAAGAUAAUGCAUCACCAACCCACAUGUACAUCCGAAAACUGGAAUUCCAAGCCGAUGUAAAUCUGCUGGACAAACACGACUCCUUCUAUCACACCACAAGAAGCCUCCUGGUGCUGUUUCAAAUAAUGGGAGUUAUGCCGAUCAUGAGAAGUCCUAAAGGAGUCAACAUGCCCCGCACUACGUUCACCUGGUGCUCGAAAGCCUUCAUUUGGGCGUACGUAAUCUACGCUUGCGAAACAGUCCUGGUGGUGCUGGUAGCGAAGGAGCGCAUCAACCGAUUCAUCUCGACCAGCGACAAACGGUUCGACGAGGUCAUCUACAACAUCAUCUUCAUGAGCAUCUUGGUUCCGCACUUCCUGCUACCUAUCGCAUCAUGGCGGAACGGGUCCGAAGUGGCCAAGUUCAAGAACAUGUGGACCGAUUAUCAGUACAAGUACCUGAUGGUCACCGGAAAGCCGAUAGUGUUUCCAAAACUGUACCCCAUCACGUGGGCGUUGUGUGUCGUUUCCUGGUCGUUGAGUAUUGCGAUCAUUCUGUCCCAGCACUACUUGCAGCCGGACUUCCAGCUGACCCAUACAUUUGCCUAUUAUCACAUCCUGGCAAUGUUGAACGGAUUCUGCAGUUUGUGGUUCGUCAACUGUACCGCCUUCGGGGAGGCCAGCAAGGCCUUCGCCAAAGAACUAACCGAUAUUUUGGCCACCGAGCGUCCAGCCGACAAGCUUACCGAGUAUCGCCAUCUAUGGGUCGACCUCAGUCACAUGAUGCAACAAUUAGGAAAAGCGUACUCGAACAUGUACGGUAUCUAUUGUUUGGUGAUUUUCUUCACCACAAUUAUCGCCACCUAUGGAGCGCUGAGCGAAAUCAUCGAGCACGGAGCGACCUAUAAGGAGGUCGGUUUAUUCGUCAUUGUUUUCUACUGCAUGAGUCUGCUGUUCAUCAUCUGCAACGAGGCCCAUCACGCCUCCAAAAGGGUUGGACUGAACUUCCAACAACGGCUACUCAACGUGAACCUCACGGCGGUGGACAAGGCAACGCAGAAGGAGGUGGAAAUGUUCCUAGUUGCCAUCGAUAAGAAUCCGCCGACCAUGAAUCUCGAUGGGUACGCCAACAUCAACCGCGGAUUGAUAACAUCGAAUAUAUCAUUCAUGGCAACUUACCUGGUGGUGCUGAUGCAAUUCAAACUGACCCUGCUGCGCCAGAGUGCACGAAAAGCUCUCAUUCCGGCUCUCAGAGCUAACCUUACCCAGACGAAGCUCAACUGAACAACUAGACCUAGACCAUCCUAGAACACCACCCGUAUUCCUCCUUAACCUUGGACCAUUUUCUUUCCUCACUAAAUAAAUCGUUGCUGAUUGCUUUCCGUUCAAGUUGUGUUGAUUUUAUGGAAUUUUAUUUCACUCCUUCCUCACACAUUUUGCAUACCGUUCCUUUUUUUCUGUUUUCUCUCGCUUAGCUUAUUAGAACUUGUUGAACUUCUUCUUAGCUCCGGCGAGCUUGGUCACCUUCAGCACAUUGAAGCGCACGGUCUUGGACAGUGGCCGGCACU